AACAAUACCGCUUUAUCUCCGGGUGGACCAUUUGCAGCAUUGAUUCAGUUCCCUAAAUUGCUAGAUUUUGAUGUGAAGAGGAAGUAUUUCCGGAAAGAACUUGGAAAGAUGGAUGGAGAUAGAGGUUUUCGUCGGGCUGAUGUCCAAGUGCAGGUCAGAAGGUCGCAAAUUUUCUCGGACUCGUUUCGCGAACUUUACAGACUUCGUCCAAACGAAUGGAAGCAUCGUUUUUACAUCAUUUUCCAAGGUGAGGAAGGGCAAGAUGCUGGUGGACUCCUACGAGAAUGGUUUUCCGUUAUCACCCGAGAAAUUUUCAAUCCUAACUACGCAUUGUUCAUCACUGCCCCUGGUGAUAUGGUCACUUAUAUGAUAAACAAGGCAUCAUACAUCAAUCCCGAACAUCUAGACUAUUUCAAGUUUGUCGGUCGAUUGAUUGCCAAGGCGAUCUAUGACAACAAGUUGCUAGACUGUUACUUCACCCGAGCUUUCUAUAAACACAUUCUUAAUUUGCCAGUGCGAUAUCAGGAUAUUGAGAGUGAGGACCCUGCCUUCUAUAAUUCCCUUGAAUUUUUGCUCAACAAUCCAAUCGACGACCUCGUAAGCCGUUUUACUCAUACAGGUGGAGGAGUUCGGCGUCAGAUCUAUUCGCGACUUGAAGCCUGA
This is a messenger RNA of Strongylus vulgaris, 663 nucleotides long. The record is from the annotation of a GenBank genome assembly. Lineage: Eukaryota; Metazoa; Nematoda; Chromadorea; Rhabditida; Strongylidae.